Messenger RNA from Gasterosteus aculeatus aculeatus (three-spined stickleback), 5489 nucleotides. NCBI's taxonomy places the organism in Eukaryota, Metazoa, Chordata, Actinopteri, Perciformes, Gasterosteidae. The record is from RefSeq and is a predicted model, not a curated record.
UCCCUGCUGAUGCACAGACUUUCUGUUCAGAGAAGGAAAGCCUGUUUGUUACGCUGAAGAGUUUCAAAGAAAGGCUGACAACCGGUCGGCGGCCCGCUCCCUCCGCUACAAUUCAGCCGACAAAACAACAGAUCUCUAUCUCCACCUCCCACACGUGUGUCAUGCAGAGUGCGGAUCGCUCAUUUUGUUAUCAUUCCUGAAUAUUUGGAGAAAAAAAUGAAAACUGUGCUGACAUAUGAGCUGAUAUAUGAGUGAACAACAGUAAAUUAAAUAUUUUUCUUAUUUCUUCUAAACGGUUUGACUUAUACGUGUGGGGAAGCAAAUCUGACGCCUUUAUAUUCAUUUUGAGUUUAAAGACUUUAAAGAGGAAUGGUGUAUAGCUAAAGAGGGUUAGGGUUAGUUAAUCAGGGUUCUAAACCCUGAUUAAAAAUUCCUCAGUGGUAUUUGGACAUGUUGACUGAAUGAAAGGAGGAUGGGCUACAUUGACGGGAGUGUGUGUGUGUGUGUGUGAGUGGGAGGAGGACUGAAAAAAACGAUGGUCCUUUUUAUAACAACUCCUUCUGUUGUGACUUCAUUAGACCUCACAUCACCUCAUGAGUAGCAAGGACAACAAUCUGAAAACGGUGAUUAAAGGUAAGUGUUGCACAUGGAGACCAAUCUCUCCAUUAUCUAAAUUGCAGGUGAGACAUUUUAUAUUAUUUGUUUUUUUAUUUAUAGUAUUGUAUGUUGUAGUCAAUGCUAAAAUAUAAUUUUGAGUAUGUUUUAUGCAUGUUAAGAGCACACUGAUAGAACAUACAUGAUCCUUUUUAUGUUUCAUCCCAAAGGAGAUGGAGUUCUGGCCCGAGGAUCAGGGACAGUCGCCUCUAAACUCAAAAUUUGAUACUGUUCCUGGAAGAAAUUGUACACAUACCUACCAUGACAGACAUCAAGUACACCACCAUCCACUGUACUAUGGUGAGCAACAAGGUCGAGGCAGGGAGUCCAGGCACUGGAGUGCACCGGGAUCGAGAGCAGGAGGGACUCCACAAGUGUACUCUAACUGGACAGAACAAGAACCGGCCGCCCCCUCUUGCUUCCCUUUCAUUCUAGACCGUCACACUCAGCAGCAGCAGGACUCGGGAGACCGAGAGUGGGCAGCAGCUCAGCGAGCAGCGAGAGAGUAUGAGAGUGGAUUACUAAGGGAAGGUUGGCAGAGGAGGUUGGAGCCAUGUGGCCCUCUCCGCUACAACAGGGAAGUUUCUGCUAAGAGGAGCGACAGCAGCCAUCGCGAGCUGGAGGCCUGGGCAGCUCGAUACAGCCAUUCACUUCCAAGGAGGAGACGAAUAGAGGCAGAGCUGAGGGGAGCCGCCCGGGGGCUGCUGGAGAGCAGCAGGAGUGGGACGGACCCUCGAGCGGCAGCGCUGCAACAAGUCAGACAAUCUCCGAACAUCAGAGAAUCGGGACUGUGGUGUGAAAGAGGCAGCAGACAGCAAGCUCACAGCUAUUAUGCAUCACAAACUCCUGCCUCCGACUCAAGCCACGUCCUGGACAUGAAAGAAAAGGCCCACUACCAGCGCAGGAUGUUCAGCCAACCUCCUGGCUAUAUUGCUCCCCCUCCCUAUGACAGCCCACACAAAGGUUCACCUGUAUUGCACCACUGUGACAGCAGCUGGGAGCAGAAAGGUAAGAGACAAAGCAUCUGGUCACAGCCCACACUGAGAAAGCAGGACGUUCCUGUGGAUAUGUGCGACCACAGAAAAGAACAGAAAGAGGAGUUUGCAGAACCAGAUGUGAAUCAAGAAGGUUUCCUGGAGCUUGAAGGACUACAGCAAAGACAACGGGAAAACAACGCUUCACAUGCCAUUAGUCCUUUUAAUAUGCAGGAAAACCACAUACAGCUGUAUGUGCAACAGCCACAAGUACUAAAAACAGUUGAGAAUAAAAAGAUAAAUGAGAAUCUGUCUUCAAAAGUCAUUGAAGGGAGGGAGUUCAGACUUAACAAAAAGGCCGGUGGGAUGACAAUAUUCUGCUUGGUGUCUCGAAUAGCAAGCACGACAGAAACCUCAUCAAUGCCGCUUCGGAAUUUACAAACAAACACAAUAUUAGGAGGUAUUCCAAUUAGCAUUAAUCAAACACACAAACUUGCAGAUGAGGUAGACUUCAGAGCGCCGCCGGGUACUGGUGAUGGGAGGAAUGUCGAAGCCAAACAGAAGGAGACACCAACUCGUAUCGAAAGUGAGUCGCUGGAGGUUAACCUAUCAGAAAAAGGAGAGACAGAUAAUGUGUCCUCAGAAAAAGCAAAUACAAGUGAUGCCGAUUCUACAUUCGAGAGAACGGUUGCUCACUCCGUGCAUUCUGUGUCACUCAAAUAUCCUCUGUGGAGGGAGCCGAGUAUUACAAGCAGAGCUGAAAAUGAGAAUUCAUCCACAUGUUUGAAAGCAAACAGCGAGGAAGGAGAAUCCAAUGGUCUGCCAGACCAAGAAAGAACAGUGCAUCCAAUUGAUGUGGAAGUAAGAAGACUGGACAUUAAGACGGACGUAGAGUCUGAGGACAGUAAGGGUCUUCUGGUUAUAGACACAACUUGUGUUGUCGUUAAGAUGGAGAUGAUUCCAUCACCCAAGAAACAGCAUGUUCACUCUUUACACACCGAACACAGUCAACCUGAUACUCAAACGACCGUCUCUCCUGAAUGUGUCCAAUCAAAUGGUCAGCUGAAUCAGGAAGAGACAACGGACCACCACUGUGUUGAGGAAAAACCUGAGUCCAAAGUAGGUUCAGAUUUUAUUGAGAAAAAGGCCCCCGACGGACAAAAGGAAAUCCCAUCCUGCUGCGUGUCCUCAUCUUCAGAUGGAAGGGAAACGUUGAAGGAGCGAGCCGAGAGGAUCCUAGGGAUCCCUCUGCAGGACUGCAUCGCAAAUCAGCGACCUGAAGAAGCAACGUCACUUCUGGACUCUUGUGUUGAGAACCAGGAAGUUGAACCAUCUCCGAUUGAAGACAACAACAUUGAGAAGGCAGUCAAACAAAUCCAAGAGGCCACAAGAGAAGAGGAGCUGUCACGGAACCGGACAGAGGUUGACCAAACUAAGCAUGAUAAUGAGAUGUGUUUGCAAGAAAACUAUGAUGCCAAAAAACAGGUGGCCAAUGAAGGGGCCAGCGAUUUUUCAGGAGUUCAUGUUCAAGUGUCUACUAUCUGUGAAGUGAAAGACGCUGUCUCUCAACUCAAAACUGGCAUCAAAAAUUCACCUGAAAACGAAAUGAAUAAUGAUGAUCUGCUCAAACCCGUCAGUGAAGAAAACAAUACAUGUUCACAUCCCUCUCAGUGUCACAGUCCACCAAAUAAACGUUCCGAUUCUUCCUCAUUUCCUUCUUCACAAUGUGAAGCAUUAAGCCCUUCCCUUACUGCCACACCACCAUCAUCUGAUCCUACACCCCUCAUGCACAUAUUAGAAUCAAACAAAGAGGAGGGUCGUGACACUCAGCUGCCUGACCUCAUUUCUGCGCAAAAGUUGGCUCUUCACCGUGAAACCUCAUCUCUCCCUCACACCUCAUCCUUUCUUCAGUCUGUGUCUACAAGCUCCUCAUCCCACACCAACGAUUCCCCAAGGCCUUCUGUUCUGGAUUUAGUCGUUGUUGAGGGCCAGGAGGAGGAGUGUGAAACAUUGGAUGUGAUAAACAAUCAGAGUGAAGCCCUCAAGGAUUUUGCUAAAGACAUGACCGAGGAGCUGAUGUCACAGCAACAAUCUGAAAGUGGCCAAGCAGACAAUUCCACUUUUGUGAAAGAGAACAAUGUCACAAAUGACCAACAAACAGAAGAACCUGAUAAGGACCCCAGAGACUACACCGUGGAACAGACUCUUAACAUAGAAGAUCCCAUAGAGGUUCAUAUUUUGCAGCAACAACUUGAAUGCGCGCAUGCAGAGGAUGUUGCUUUGGUAAAAGAACCUUAUAUGAGUGAAGAGCAGCUCCCUAAAGAAGACAAAGACAACAUUACUGAUCAUUUGGAACAGACAAUGUCAGGAAAAAAAGUCAACAUUUUGCCAGAACAAUUUAAUAACAAAGAAGAAAGUUUCAUCACUGAGGAGAAAUCAAAAAAAGAAUCUGAUAAGGAACAGGAACUAUCCACAGAAAAUGCAACAGACUCUCAAAUUCAAGCAGACGUUGACAUUUUGCAGGACAUUGAAUCAGAGACAGAACCCUCUAACUCUUCUCCUCCCUCACAGCCAGACUCAGACCAGCAGAUGUUUCAAUCACCUUUUCAUGUGUUCACACCCUCUGACCUUCCUUCUCCACCUCACACAUUGAACAAGUCCGAUGCGGAGUUUGUUUUGCUUUUGCACUCAGCCUGUCCUUCAGCUCUAAAUCCUGAUGCUGAUCCAGCUGCUGGCAUCCGGGAAACUGACCCUCAUCUGGACAUUUGUGAGGAAUCUCUUCCGUUCUCACCUUUCUCCCACACUUUUCCCCCACCAAUCCAACCUUCUAGCUCUUCAACUCCUCCUUAUCAAGGGCAAGAGGAAGGUGGAGAGGCUGACCCUGACUUACCCCUCAAAGAAGAGCCACAGUAUCCCGUGGCCCUGUGGGAUGCGGUAAAUCGCAUUAGGAAACACACGGCGCCAGACUCUGAGAAUGAAGAGGAGGAGGUGGGUGAGCUGUCGGAUCCAGAGAGCGUAGGGGAGGACCUGCGCUGCCUGGGAGUGGUUGUGGGCGUGGAUUCUGAGAGCAUAGUCCUUGAUCGAGAAGGACGGUGGGCACUUUCGAAAGAAGAAAGCGUUGAGGGGGAUGUAGAGCUGGGACUGAUCCAGGAUGAUCCAUGUCAUGCGGAGCCAAGCGGACGUGCUGAAGAUGACACACUGUCCUGCAGCAGCACCAGCAGCCACAGCUCUGGGGACACGGUUAUCGUUGCAGACGAGGACGAGGAAACUCCACCAGACGCCCGUACAGACAGCACGACAGGGGAUGACGUGGAGUUCCUGUCGGCUGAAGGAGAGCGAUGCUGCUCUGCUGAAGUAAAAGGUGAGACUGCAACUAUGGAAGAGGGAGAUGGACACGACAGCGUCACAAAUGUGUCCGUUCAGAGCGAGGACCGCCAGGUGGAGGUGACGAGUACGACAACCGAGGCAGUGAAGAUGAUGGAAAGAGAGAGAGAAUAAAAACGAGCAGGUUGUUUUCAUGCCCUCAGCGGUCUCGGGUGAUGGGAUUAUUAAAAGUGAAACAACUAGAUUAAUAUUCUGAUUCAUGUAAUUGAACAUCUAACAAUACGCACUCUUUAUAUUGUGCCUUAUAUUGUCACUGAUAUUUCAUGUUUUAGUUUCAGUGUUAUAAACAGUUUCUAGUGUUUAAUGUCAAUAAUAGAGUGUGAUAUUAUGAAAGAGGAUAUACUAAGAGAUUUGAAGUGGUUUGAUGGUGUGGUGAUAUUUCUGGCAGAAAUCAAUCCAUGCUUCUGCAUUAUAUUAAUAUAUAAUAAAACUAAACAAUGUACUACAUUAAAAACGUGCUGCGGCGGGUUAAUCUGC